AUGCCCAAGAAUGCAGGAAACUAUAUGAGAGAAGCUACUCUGAGAUUUGAUCAAGAUAGGGUAGCCGCAUUCACGUUGCGGUUGCAGCGGCAAGAUAAAUUCGCGUAUGCGUUUGGCCUAAAAACCGCGGUGGCUACUUCUUCUUCAUCAGCUCCUCAUUUGUAUCUAGCAAGAGCUAACCUGCGAGCUGUGGCGUCAAGAGCUGUUCGCAGGCAAGUACAGUAG
Molecule: messenger RNA, 225 nt
Organism: Microthlaspi erraticum
Lineage: Eukaryota; Viridiplantae; Streptophyta; Magnoliopsida; Brassicales; Brassicaceae
Source: the annotation of a GenBank genome assembly